UACUGACCAGAUGAUCUCAUCAUUUUUUUUUUGCUUACGAUCACUUUAAAACUAACAUGGAUCACAGUAAUAAAACUUUAUGUUGAGUAAAGAAAGCUCGAAAUAUUACCAAUAACAAAACUUAUCAUUGUGUGUGAACUAUUGAAAUAUAAUAAUACUUUAUUUGAUCUAAUCCCCAAUGCUCAAACUUUUUACUGAGAUUAAAAGAAAGCUGUGUUUAUUAAACUAUUAUUUAAAAGUGAUAUAAUCAUACACAGUUGACAGUCAAAGACUUCAGUCAACUAUCAACCGGACAUUCUACGGAGUAUUCCAUUUUCGUUAUCCGUCGAAAAAAUUCACUUGCUGUGUCUAAAAUUAAAGAACGGAAUUCUAUGAACUCUAAUUCACAGUACGUCAACAAGUUCACCUGCAGUUUUGGAGACAUACACACAGUGAAACGCUCUAUGCAUAAUACAAUGCCAAACGCAAUGUCGAAUCAUGUCCCACGAUCCCAGCCAACAGGAACCACUGAUUUUACCGAUCCUUAUGCAUCACAAACUCCAUAUCCAGUAGGAUCAUCACAGGGUGGAAUGCCAACGGCUACAAUACAAACUGCAGGAGCUACCAUUGGUGAUCAACCACCACCUUAUCCCGAAUCUUCUGCUCCGCCCUUGGGGCCACCAGCACCACCACCAGAUUACUAUUCGAAAGUGGAGGGUUCUAGAUAA
This is a messenger RNA of Trichobilharzia regenti, 707 nucleotides long. NCBI's taxonomy places the organism in Eukaryota, Metazoa, Platyhelminthes, Trematoda, Strigeidida, Schistosomatidae. The record is from the annotation of a GenBank genome assembly.